Messenger RNA from Cajanus cajan (pigeon pea), 1315 nucleotides. RefSeq names its product Basic-leucine zipper (bZIP) transcription factor family protein. Gene Ontology annotation, cellular component: nucleus. NCBI's taxonomy places the organism in Eukaryota, Viridiplantae, Streptophyta, Magnoliopsida, Fabales, Fabaceae. Gene Ontology annotation, biological process: positive regulation of DNA-templated transcription. Gene Ontology annotation, molecular function: DNA-binding transcription factor activity. The record is from RefSeq and is a predicted model, not a curated record.
AAAGAAAAGAAAAAAACAAAAACAGGCGGCGACAAGGCAUUGGGGUUCUCCACUCUGCAGCUUCCACUCUCAAAACAACACCUUCACUCCCAAAUUCCAAAAUCGAAAUCCCAAAACCCUAGGAGAGAGAAACACAGAGAGACGUUGAAUGAGUGGUUAAUGGCGUCGUCGAAGCUCAUGCCGUCGUCCAAUUCAAGAAAAUCGGAGGCCUCUCCUUCCCCUUCUCCCACCCCACAAUUCACCACCAACAACUUCAUGCCCAUCCCCGACGCCGCCCCCAAAACCGUCGACGACGUCUGGCGGGAGAUCGUCGCCGGCGACCGCCGCGACUGCAAGGAGGAGGCCCCCGACGACGAGAUGAUGACGCUCGAGGACUUCCUCGUCAAGGCCGGCGCCGUCGACGACGACGACGGCACCGACCACGACGCUGACAUCAAGAUGCCAAUGCCCCUCGGCAGCGGCGUCUUCUCCUUCGACCCCCUUCCCACGACGCCGUUUCCCGACGCCGCCGAAGGCUCCGUCAUAGGGUUCGGAAACGGCGUGGAGGUGGUCGAAGGUGGGAGAGCGAAGAGAGCGCGUCCCGUUUUGGAGCAGUUGGACAAGGCCGCGCAACAGAGACAGAGGAGGAUGAUCAAAAACAGAGAGUCUGCUGCUAGGUCUAGGGAACGCAAGCAGGCUUACCAAGUUGAAUUGGAGUCAUUGGCGGUGAGACUAGAAGACGAGAAUGACAAGCUAAUCAAGGAAAAGGCUGAGAGGAAAAAGGAGAGGUACAAGCAGCUAAUGGAAAAAGUACUCCCUAUUGGGCAGAAGCAAAGGCCACCAUGCGUACUCCGUAGAGCUCGCUCCUUACAAUGGUAGAUCAAAUACUCGCUCCUUACAAUGGUAGAUCAAAUUUGCUAGUGGUGCAAGGAAAGGAAUUGAAUAUUAACCACAUCAGUGAUGGGGGAAAUAAUAACAUGAGCAAAUUAAUCAUCAUCCUACUAAAUCAAAGUUCUCAGCCUAUAGGUUAUUCUUAAAGGGAGUCGUGGUCAAUGAUAUGAAGAGAUAGAAGGAAUUGGAGCCAGAGUCGCCAAGGAAAAUUCCUUUUACGUAAAAAAACAGCAUUCGCUUAUUCUUAGGAGGUAAAAGUAGAAGUAUGGAGUUGGACCAUGUAGUUCAGAUACAAAUUAGACAUUCUGGUCUUUCCCGUGCAGAAUGCCAAUGUGUGCUAGUAUAGAGCAAAGGGGAUAUGUAGACGAGUAUAUAAUGUAGUCAUGGCUUAGACAGAUAUUUAUUUGGAGAAAAAGUAUAUAGAAAUUGUUUAUGCGAUCUGUCA